UUAGUGUGGGUACAGCUUGCAUGUGCCUUCCGCUAUGGCAGAGAGGAUCUGGAUGUGAUUGGAGUUUCCUUCAGAAAAGACAUCUGGAUAAAGCGCAUUCAGAUGCAUCCCUUUGAGGGAACCAAGCCCCCAAACACACCAAUCCAGGAUGCGCUUUUGAAGAAAGUUGGAGACCAAGGACAUCCCUUCACUUUUGAUAUUCCAGUACAUCUCCCAUGCUCAGUGUCCCUUCAGCCAGCACCAGAGGAUGCCGGGAAGCCUUGCGGGGUUGACUAUGAAGUCAAAGCCUAUAUUGCAAAUGAAGAAGACGAGACAGAUGAAAAAGUUGAAAAGAAGGACACUUGUCGUUUGAUUAUACGUAAAAUCCAGUAUGCACCAAAUGAGCUAGCAGCAGGACCCAAAACCGAUCUCAACAAACAGUUUAUCACUGCAGACAAACCAAUUCACGUGGAGGCCUCCAUGGAGAAAGAGCUCUACUAUCAUGGAGAUCCCAUUCCUAUCAAAGUGAAAGUGAAUAAUGAGACCAGUAAAGUAGUGAAGAAAAUCAAAAUCAGCAUUCACCAAAUUACAGAUGUACUGCUGUACUCAUACAAAAAACACAAAAAAUGUGAACAAACCCCUUUUUGUAACAGGGACCAAAUUAAUGCAAACUCCACCUUUGAGAAGGAAUAUAGAGUCACUCCUCUGCUUGCCAGUAACAAAGAGAAACGUGGUCUUGCAUUGGAUGGCAAACUGAAAGAUGAAGACACCAACCUGGCUUCUUCAACAAUUCUGCUACCCAACAUGGAUAAACAAAUGCAAGGCCUUGUUGUUUCCUACAAAAUUAAGGUUACCCUCAUGAUGGGAGGUGGUCUCUUGGGAAGCCUAACAUUAAGUGAUAUUACAGCUGAACUCCCCCUGGUUCUGAUGUCACCUAAACCAGCAGAAGUGACUGAUAUCAGCCUUGAAUAGAAUACAGCCAGUGAUGGAGAGGAGCAAGUCAGAAGGAGAGACACUCAGGAAUAGAUGCAGAUUCCAAACAACCUCAUUUCAUGAGCCAUAGACUAUAGACCCUAGCUGCAAAUAUCUGUAAAAGAAAUUAGCUGUAUAAUGUUAAACAUGGGCUAAAAGCCUUGUACACUAAGAUGAACCCACUGACACUGAAACCAAGCUUGGUCUGAUGCUGAUGUUGUAAUGUUUAUUACUUCUGCCUUUAUCAUGGGAUCUCAGAUUAAUAAUGUUUCAAUUUCUUCUCGUGUGUGAAUGUAAAAUAUAAAGGAGUAAUGAACAACUUUAAAUGUAUUAUAGUUAUAUUAAAUUGUAUUUUGUUUUUGAUUUUUUUUCUUUCUGUGGUGAUGGUGGAAAUUAAUAAACAUUGGACUGUUAUUUGGACCACUA
Molecule: messenger RNA, 1377 nt
Organism: Cyprinus carpio (common carp)
Lineage: Eukaryota; Metazoa; Chordata; Actinopteri; Cypriniformes; Cyprinidae
Product: arrestin-C-like
Exons: 11
Biological process (GO): signal transduction; visual perception; G protein-coupled receptor internalization
Molecular function (GO): G protein-coupled receptor binding
Source: RefSeq, a predicted model, not a curated record